UCAUGCGAUGUUCUCUUCCAGAGCAGAGUUGACCCUUCACUUAGAUACAAGUCUCCAAUAGUGAAGAUGCUGAGCUGCAUAAGAGGGCAGAGGAGUUCAUCGAGACGAUGAACAGCGCCUGGAGAACAGAGGAAGACGCUGAUAUGAAUCAAUGGGAAAAGCGUACGUGUGACAAAUAUGUUAUUUGGAAACUGUUGAAGGAUAAAUAUGUCAAAAUGUUUGGAUUUCUUUCUGGUCAAGUCAAGCUCGGGAGGAAGGAGCGUCCGUCAUUAAUCAUGGCGGAGGCGGAACGCGUCAACGCAGCUUCCGCCCGCCACCCUGCCUGGUUGUUGAGCGAUCUCCAAUUAAUUUCGGCCACCUGCUUCACCCAUCGCCUCCCCAGUCUUCUCUCCAGCUGCCGUUGUCCCAUCCACGACUGCUGCUACCGUCGCUGCCGUCGGCGCGCACACACAUUUACUCUCCGUCCUUCUUCGUCUUUUCCUACUGCAUUGAUUUCUUACCAUUUAUAUAUCUUCCUUCACUGGCUGUCGCUGGUGCCACCAUCCCUGUCUAGUGGAUUAGGAUGGAGGCAGCGACGGCGGAGCCCGCUGUGAUGGGCCGCGAGUGCCUGACCGCGGAAAUGGCCUUCGGGGGCUCCUCCAUUGUCAUCAAGAUCCGCCGUCGCCUGCCCGACUUCCUCCAGUUCGUCAAACUCAAGUACGUCAAGCUUGGCCUCCACUACGCCGCCGUCCCCACCGCCUACCUCCUGGCCCCCCUCAUUCUUGCGACCGUUGCCGCCACUCUACGGCUCGAUCGGCUUCUCUCCUUGGACCCCGCCACCGGCCUUGCCUCCGUCGCCGUCCUGAUGGUUCUGUUCGGCGCCUACUACCUGAGGCGGCCGCGCCCCGUCUACCUCGUGGACUUCGCUUGCUACAGGCCCGAGGACGAGCACAAGAUCUCCAAGGAGGGGUUCUUGGAGAUGACCGAGUGCACCCACGUUUUCACCGGGGAAUCACUCGAUUUCCAGACCAAUAUCACGAUGCGAUCAGGGCUGGGGGACGAGACGUACCUGCCGCCGGGGGUGCAGGCGCGGCCCCCUCGGCUGUGCAUGGCGGAGGCCCGGAUGGAGGCGGAGGCCGUCAUGUUCCGCUGCCUCGACGCCCUCUUCGAGGAGACGGGCGUCGACCCGGAGCGCGACGUUGGCGUCCUCAUUGUUAACUGCAGCUUGUUCAACCCGACCCCGUCGCUGGCUUCCAUGAUCGUGAACCACUACAAGAUGCGGGAAGACGUGAAGAGCUUCAAUCUGGGCGGAAUGGGCUGCAGCGCGGGGCUCAUCUCCAUUGACCUCGCCAAGGAUCUGCUCCAGGCGAACCCCAACGCCUAUGCGGUCGUGCUGAGCACGGAGAACAUUACGCUGAACUGGUACUUCGGCAACGAACGCUCCAUGCUGUUGUCCAACUGCAUCUUCCGGAUGGGUGGCGCCGCCGUCCUGCUGUCCAACCGACGGGCGGACGCGGGGCGGGCCAAGUACCGGCUGGUGCACGCGGUAAGAACGCACAAGGGGGCGGACGACGGCUGCUACGGGUGUGUGUACCAGCGGGAGGACGACCGCGGGGCAGUCGGGGUGUCCCUGGCCCGGGAGCUGAUGGCCGUGGCCGGGGACGCACUCAAGACCAACAUCACCACCCUGGGGCCCCUGGUGUUACCGCCGUCGGAGCUGCUCAAGUUCUUGGCAACGCUGGUGGCGCGGCGGGUGCUGAGGCUGAGGGGCGUGCGUCCCUACAUCCCGAACUUCCGGCGGGCGUUCGAGCACUUCUGCGUGCACGCCGGGGGGCGGGGGGUGCUGGAGGAGGUCCAGAAGAACCUGAGGCUGGGCGCGGCGGACAUGGAGCCGUCGCGGAGCGUGCUGCACCGGUUCGGCAACACCAGCAGCAGCUCGCUGUGGUACGAGCUGGCCUACGCGGAGGCCCAGGGGCGGGUGCGCCAAGGGGACCGGGUGUUGCAGAUCGGCUUCGGGUCCGGGUUCAAGUGCAACAGCGCGGUCUGGCGCGCGCUGCGGGACGUCGCGGUCGGCGUCUGCGGCCGCUGCAACCCUUGGGCGGACUGCGUCGACAUCUACCCCGCCACAGGGAUAGACCUGAGGUUGGAAUCGAAUUGAUGGGACGCAACGCCACCUUGCAACAUGAAAGCAACAAAGUGCUUUCAUUUAUUAUCAUCUAUAAACCUUAACAACAAAAAUAAGCCUAUCGAGAUUGCUAGUGUGAGGGAUCAAAAAUUGUUCUUUGUAAGAGAUAAUCUGUGUUGGCAUUAUUCCUUUCAA
Musa acuminata AAA Group (dessert banana) is the source of this 2299-nucleotide messenger RNA. Its product is annotated as 3-ketoacyl-CoA synthase 1-like. Gene Ontology annotation, molecular function: acyltransferase activity, transferring groups other than amino-acyl groups. Lineage: Eukaryota; Viridiplantae; Streptophyta; Magnoliopsida; Zingiberales; Musaceae. Gene Ontology annotation, biological process: fatty acid biosynthetic process. The record is from RefSeq and is a predicted model, not a curated record. Gene Ontology annotation, cellular component: membrane. The transcript has a single exon. The coding region runs from base 563 to 2137 and encodes 524 amino acids.